This is a messenger RNA of Perca fluviatilis (European perch), 2782 nucleotides long. RefSeq names its product transmembrane protein 205. The transcript is spliced from 3 exons. NCBI's taxonomy places the organism in Eukaryota, Metazoa, Chordata, Actinopteri, Perciformes, Percidae. The record is from RefSeq and is a predicted model, not a curated record. The coding region runs from base 105 to 671 and encodes 188 amino acids.
CCUCCUCACAAGCGAUAGAAAGCAUUACUGGUCUUGCCUGACGGGGCUGUUUUGGAGACUACAGUGGGGUCCAGACUGGAGAAGAAAGAGGCUGAGCAGGAAGCAUGUCCACUGACAAUGAGCCCACGUUCACAGUCAAGCUGCUGCAGCUGCUGCUGCUCUCCACCUACUGGGGAAUGCAGAUUUGGGUCACUUUUAUUUCAAGCUUUGUAAUGGACAGCCACCUGAACAGACACACUUAUGGUUUUAUCCAGAGUCGCCUUGUCCCAUUCUACCUCCACUUGGGUUCAGCUUGUGCCUUCUUCAACCUCACUAUCUACGCUGUGUAUCAUCCCAGCGACAAGCUGAACGACAGAGAAUCCUUUCAGAUCUUCAUCUUCUUUGUGUCGGUGACAGUCGCGGCUGUCAACGCUCAGUGGUUUGGCCAAAUGACAUCAGAGAUCAUGGCGGACAUGCACCUUAUUGAGCAGGCGUGCGGAUUGGGUCAGGACAUCGGCCUUUCGUCGAACCGCGAAGCUUACGCCAAGCUGUCUGAGACGGACGUCAAAUACAGACACCUCAGCGGUCGCCUGUGGCUGUACAGACUGCUGUCCUCCCUCUGUAACCUCUGCUGCUUAGGCUGCAACUUCUACAGCCUCUGUUACAUCGCCGAGAACCUCGUCACACUUUGAACUGACGCAUAGCAGCUGUACUCUUAAGUCUUUGAAAAAUUGUCAGUCCAAAUGACUAAUCUAAAUGUAUAUUUUUGUACCAAACCUGUACGUCCUAUAUUUAAUACAUAGUUUUUUGUCUCUCUGCGGUGUUAGGUAUUUGACACAAAGUCAGGUAAGCCUUGUUGUUCUCGUGCUUUGGGGAUUAAUGACAGGAUACAACUGCCAUGCUAAGAUUUUGGCCCUCGAUUUGUGUUGCUUUUGAAACAAACCGGGCCACUAAAGCUGCAUUUCUCUCCUUAAGGUUGUAGGGAGACAAAUCAAUUUCUGCAAUGAGUAAUGCCUCACCUUUCACCUAGUGUGGCUGAGGCUUGGUGGCUGCCUUGAUACUUUCCCUUCACUAUUACAAUUUAGUACCUUUCAGGAACCUAAAAGCAUUACAACAUUAGAGAUGUUUUAUAAUUGCAGUACCAGAGAAAUUCUGACAGAAAAUAGCCACAUUUUUUGCGUCUUUUUUAUGUGUAAGCAAAAGAAAAACAUAAAGAUGUGCUCCCAUGCUGCUCAGCCCUGCUCUUCCUGUUUGGGUGUAGUUUAAAUACUUUGUUCACAGUGUGGUUUCACAGGCUUGUCUGGCUCACCUUUACGUUAACUUAAGUACACUGAAAGGUUGUACUAUCUUUAGCUCUGCUGGCUGUUUUUGUCCUGUAUGGUCUAGAAUCAAUUCUGCUUUUAGCCUUUUCAAACCACACUUGCACCAGUGGUUUGUUUAUUGGUAUAUUGGAAUUAGGAUUAAUUAAUGUUCGUAAACAGUUCCAGUGUAUUGCCCUGUAAUUAUGUAGAUGCUAUAAGAUUGGUUGCACAGCAGGUUGGUCUAGUUGUGAGAAAGGAUGGUAUGGUAGAAAGUAUUGUUUAGACUUGCUGAGGUGAUGUGGGUCUAUUACGACAAUAGUACGGAGUCCCCAGAAAAUCACAGUGGGAAAAACGUUUCUAAACUAAUUUUGUGUUCCUGUGUAUUAACUUUUGCGUUACUUCACAAGUAGUCACGCAUUGCCAGACCUAUCUCCACAGCGCGAGUAUGGUCUGGCUGCACGUGUUAACAUUCUGGUAUAGCUGGAAAAACGCUCUGGAUUGUUUGUAUUUCUUUAAACCAAUCACAAUCAUGUUGGGCGGUGCUGAGACCCAAAUGCAGCCACGGUGCUUUUGCAAAAUGGAAAUACUGUAGAUAGAAAAUAGGGCUAAAGGGGAGGAGAAUGCCUGGCACGCAGGAUGUCAGGCUUUCACUAAGCAUACCAGUAUGACCAUCUUUGUAACCUUACAGUGUGCCUCAACUGAAAAUGACAUCAGAUCUACUAUUUGAAUUUCUCACAUGCUUUGCUCUGUUCUCUACCACCUCCGUGUCAGUCAUUAUGUGUUCAAACUGCUGUGGGGAAAAUGUAUGCAGCCAUGAUUGGAAAUGAAGCCAAAUCAUUUUUGAGUUGUACUCUCACUAGAGUUGUGUUCUGUGAAGUACUCUUCUCAGGUGUCUGAUUCUUUUUUUAGUCAUAGUAUGUAUAUCUUUGCAUUUGUUUUGUCUGCAGAGAGGAUCUGUGGUGUGGUGAACAAACCUCUCCAUGCUAUGAUGACCUCUCCUUUUUGACUUGUCCUAGUUCACCUAAGUAGCUGCUUAGGUGAAACUCUUCUAUCAAUAUGUUUCUUCUUUCUCCUGUUCCUUUAUUUUAUGUUGGCCUGUGAUACAUGCCCAUUAAACCAAAGUAAAAAAUGCCAUUAACAUCAACUACCGUUACGUAAUCAGGGCAAAGGCAGCCGAGUACUAAUUCUGAAACUACUCUUAUUUUUGUCCAGACCGAACUGAUAAAGGUGACUCUUGUGUGCCCAUAACUGGCAAAUAUAUUGCACUAUUACCUGGUUUUAAAUUGCACGCAUUUUCUUUUCUUUUUUUAUUGUGUUGCUUUUUAGCUUGGGCAGUUUAAAUUAACAAAAAACUUCAAUGCAAAUAAUUUAAAUGUUUUGUUCAUAAACAAAUAAGCUGUACAGUUUAAUUGUAGAAGACCACUUUACAUUAUUUGUGGAUGUUUCUGUUUGUUAAUGUUUGUGAUAAUGUGUUAUAAUUAUAAUAAAAACUGUUAAUGUGG